GCUGGAAUCUAAACCGGAAUCUGGACCUGAAUCCAGGCUGGAAUCUAAACCGGGAUCUGGACAAGAAUCCAGGCUGGAAUCUAAACCGGAAACUGGACCUGAAUCCAGGUUGGAAUCUAAACUGGAAUCUGGACCUGAAUCCAGGCUGGAAUCUAAACUGGAAUCUGGACCUGAAUCCAGGCUGGAAUCUAAACUGGAAUCUGGACCUGAAUCUAGGCUGGAAUCUAAACCGGAAUCUGGACCUGAAUCCAGGCUGGAAUCUAAACUGGAAUCUGGAUGGAUGAUAAACAGCAAGUGA
This is a messenger RNA of Saccoglossus kowalevskii, 298 nucleotides long. Its product is annotated as constitutive coactivator of peroxisome proliferator-activated receptor gamma-like. NCBI's taxonomy places the organism in Eukaryota, Metazoa, Hemichordata, Enteropneusta, Harrimaniidae. The record is from RefSeq and is a predicted model, not a curated record.